CAGAUCGGCGGGGAAAAUUGUUGGAUACUUUCUCCAUUGUGACCAGAGAAGUCAGGGGUCCCCUUUCGACUUCUCACCCCAGUCCUUCCUAUCCGGGAGGCUGUCUACAAGUCCAGCGGUCUGUUACACGACAGCGAGCAGGCAAACAUUCUCGAAAAGUCCUGGCGAUCUCAUCAUCAGUCUUGAACAUGGCGAGCUGCAAAGCCAGUUUUGUGUCGAUCCUGAACAACGACGACAACCCGGCCUUCACAGUCCGCUCAGCCCCGAGGCUAUCCAGACACCAGACUGUUUCGCCUUAUCCUUACCACUACGAACCUCAACAGCCCAUCCCGGCGCCAGAGUUCCGUUACCACCACGCAUAUGUGAACUCCCCGUCGGUAUCACCGGGGUUGAUCCGACACCCAUUCGACCCGGUGUCCGAGACCACGCAGCCCACGUCUCCUGGUUCCUCGGAUUGCUCCUACGACUACAUGAGCAGCACCAGCGCUCGCUCGCACUACCACCUCACCCGCCAGGAUCCGAGUGCUUACCGUCCGCUAUCCGAAAAGCGCAUUAGCGGCAGCUCCGUCGCCGAGCCUCCGUCGCCGCAACCCUCGAUCAGCAGCACCAAAGAGUCCAUGGCGGCCAAAUCCGGGGUCCGCAAGAACAAGUAUCCCUGCCCAUUUGCUGCCAGCCACGGCUGCUCGGCGACGUUCACGACCUCUGGGCAUGCCGCCCGUCACGGGAAGAAGCACACGGGGGAGAAGAGCGUCCACUGCCCCAUCUGCAACAAGGCCUUCACGCGGAAGGACAAUAUGAAGCAACACAUCCGCACACACCGCACACACUCGGAAGAGAUGCCCGCCGGUAUCGCGACGGAUCGGGAUAGCGAUGGCAGCGGUAGCUGGUCGACUCGGAGGAGCAACCCUUCGGUAUACAACCAUCAACGCUCCAUCAGUGGGACGCAGAUGGACGGAAGCCCGUACGAAGGGCCGAUGCCCGCCAGUGGCAGUCAUCGGGCCUAUGAACCGAUGGCGUCACGAGUAUGAUGAGUGAGCGGAUAUGUGAGAAGAGCAUGACCUUUCCAUUCUCUGGACAUCCUUAAUCUUUACAUUUUAUCUUUCCCAUGGCGGGCCCAGCAGGUCCCGUCGGAGCAACGGCGUUAUACGGAAAAAAAGGCGCCGGGGGUGGCUGCUGUGCGGCGCUCUCGCGGGGUCCCGGUGGUUUC
Molecule: messenger RNA, 1207 nt
Organism: Aspergillus sclerotioniger CBS 115572
Lineage: Eukaryota; Fungi; Ascomycota; Eurotiomycetes; Eurotiales; Aspergillaceae
Product: C2H2-type zinc finger protein
Exons: 2
Coding region: 189-1028 (279 amino acids)
Source: RefSeq, a predicted model, not a curated record